UAAGCGCUAGCUACUACUACCUCCGUUCCGGUGUAUAAAUCAUUCACAAUAUGAUAGUCACACCGUCACGGUGAGCGGGUGAAGUGAGUACGAUACGACAACAGUCAUAUGGCGAUGCAUCGUCAGGUUGCUUUACUCCUCGCCCUCAUCCUCCUCCUGGCUACCGGAGACGGCAGCCUCGCCGUCGGCACUCCGUCCGCGAUCAUCACAAGGACAUGCGCCGCUGUCGGUGGGCAAGUGGGUUACGACUCCUGCGCGGGCGCGCUCUCGGCCGACCCGGCGGCCGCGGCCGCCAAGGACGCACGUCAGCUCGCCGUCGUCGCCACCAACCUCACCGUGGCUAACGUCACGUCGACGGUGCUCGUCCUCGACGACCUUGUCAAGAACCUCAGGGCCUGCCUCCGCUACUACAGGGACAUGAACAAGACUCUGAAGGGCGCGCUCGGUGACCUACGUGCUGGGCGCCUCGAAGCGGCGUCGGACAAACUGUUGGAUGCCUCCCACGCGCCCAGCGACUGCGACAUCCUCUUGUUCGAGGGGAGAGCGGAGAAGAACCCGAUGAGCAAGGAGAACACCCACGCCGCUUGGCUGUCCCGACUGGCAUAUGCGAUUGCUAGCUCGCAGGCGCUGAAUCCCCGGCACCGACGUCAAGUUUAAUUCUUGGUCUCAUGCGGCUUAUUAAUCUAGCUACGCAGCUAGCUGGUGGUUGAUUUGAUUUCCAUUUGCUCGAUCGAUCGCAUAAAAUGAAAUUGCCAUUUGUUGUUCAA
This is a messenger RNA of Triticum aestivum (bread wheat), 767 nucleotides long. RefSeq names its product pectinesterase inhibitor 12. Bases 109 to 657 code for a protein of 182 amino acids. NCBI's taxonomy places the organism in Eukaryota, Viridiplantae, Streptophyta, Magnoliopsida, Poales, Poaceae. The record is from RefSeq and is a predicted model, not a curated record. The transcript has a single exon. Gene Ontology annotation, molecular function: enzyme inhibitor activity.